AUGGUGUACCAAAUUACAGUGGAACCCGGAAAAGACAGUAAAGAGCCCAGCGAAAGUCUUUACAACGCCACUACUCUACUGAAAGAACUGGCAAUAGACCAAAACAGGUCAAACCUAAUGAUAGCACAUGCCAAUGCGCAACGGUCUCUGGAGUUGCGGAAAACAUUGGAAUGUAUCCUUGCAAAUACAAAUAUAGCCAUCCAGGUGUGCACUCCUCAACGCCAACCUGCACCGAACAAGAGACAGCUAAAAAGGAAAGACCCAAAAGAACCUUCCACUGGCUUGGUGGUAUCAUGCGAAGACAAAGAGAAGACGUAUGCGGAGCUUUUGAUGGACAUUAAAAAUAAACUGCAAGUGGCAGGAGCUCUAGACAAAGUGACCUCCGUCAGGAAAACAAAAGCAGGUGACUUAGUCCUUUCAUUGAAAAAAGGUGAAACGGAAGUCAAAAGCAUCAUAACGGAGCAACUUCAGAGACCAAAUGCCCGUAUCGUGGAUCAUCGCAGAACAAUACUACAUGUUAGGCAGCUCGAUGCAAUAACAACAGCUGAAGAACUCCAAGAAAGAGUUCGCGCGGAGACAGGAAAUGAAGACGUAAAUGUCCGAUCCAUGAGACCGGCAUAUGGUGAGACUCAAUCAGCCACGGUUGAAGCCCGCACGGUUGAAGCAACCGCAGAGCACCUCUGUAAAAUAGGAAAUAGGUGGGAAUGGUGUACUGCUUUGUUAGCAGAAGAGGAUGUCUGGAGGUGCCAUCACUGCUGGAGUUAUGGACAUAUUGCAAAUAACUGCCGCGGCGAAGACAGAAGAAACAAAUGCUAUAACUGCGGACACGAGGGACAUAUAGCUAAUGCGUGCAAGAACCCAGCUUAUUGUCCUCUUUGCAAGGAAGACCACAGGGCAGGCACUGGAGUAUGCAGGCCAUUCGGGAAAGCUCUCAGACAGGCAUGA
Gryllus bimaculatus (two-spotted cricket) is the source of this 945-nucleotide messenger RNA. The record is from the annotation of a GenBank genome assembly. Lineage: Eukaryota; Metazoa; Arthropoda; Insecta; Orthoptera; Gryllidae.